This is a messenger RNA of Diutina rugosa, 438 nucleotides long. It is a transcript of the gene DQD1, whose product is annotated as Dqd1p. The record is from RefSeq and is a predicted model, not a curated record. Gene Ontology annotation, molecular function: 3-dehydroquinate dehydratase activity. Gene Ontology annotation, biological process: quinate catabolic process. NCBI's taxonomy places the organism in Eukaryota, Fungi, Ascomycota, Pichiomycetes, Serinales, Debaryomycetaceae. The transcript has a single exon. Bases 1 to 438 code for a protein of 145 amino acids.
AUGACCAAAAAGAUUCUUCUUAUUAACGGCCCCAACCUCAACCUCCUAGGUACCAGGGAGCCCGAAAGAUAUGGUCAUACCACUUUGAAUGAUGUUGAGCUGGCUGCUAUCUCUCAGGUUGAGGCUGCUGGUGGCGAAUGCUACACGUUUCAAGCCAAUUCAGAGGGAGCUAUAGUUGACCGUAUCCAUGCUGCUCGAGAAGAGAAAGUUGAUUUUAUUGUCAUCAACGCCGGGGCAUACACACAUACACUGGUGGCUAUCCGGGAUGCUUUGUUGGGAGUGGACAUCCCGUUCAUCGAGGUCCAUAUUACCAACGUCCAUUCUCGGGAGCCGUUCCGCCACCACAGUUACCUUUGUGACAAGGCAGUGGGAGUCAUUUGUGGACUUGGUGUUUACGGUUACACUGCUGCUAUUAACUACGCUUUAGAUAAGAAAUGA